Molecule: messenger RNA, 2074 nt
Organism: Drosophila obscura
Lineage: Eukaryota; Metazoa; Arthropoda; Insecta; Diptera; Drosophilidae
Gene: Rad51D
Product: DNA repair protein RAD51 homolog 4
Exons: 4
Coding region: 26-1153 (375 amino acids)
Biological process (GO): telomere maintenance; DNA strand invasion; reciprocal meiotic recombination
Cellular component (GO): Rad51B-Rad51C-Rad51D-XRCC2 complex; centrosome; replication fork
Molecular function (GO): single-stranded DNA binding; ATP binding; four-way junction DNA binding
Source: RefSeq, a predicted model, not a curated record
ACCUUAGCGGCGCCACUUUCGUUGGAUGCCGCCAAAUCCAUUUAGCGCACAAAAAAUACCGACAUCACCGCGUCCGCUGAACUACAUUGAAAUGGAUCUGAGAAAAAAGAUCUUGCAAACUUCCACCGGCAAACAAUUAUCCGAGUAUCAGUUAAAUUUACUGACCAAAAACAAUAUCGAGACUGAGCUCGACUUCUACAAUGCGAAGGACCAGAAGCUGCACAAGCUGCUGGCCAUCAAACUGGAGUCAGUACUUGAGCUAAAGAAGCAGCUGGCGCAGCAGGCAUGGGUUUCGGAUACAUUUUUGGAAACUGUUGACGAGUGGGACUUCGGAACGGGCAUAGAAGAAUUGGACAAUCUCUUGGACUCCAUUGCACAGCCGUUCAGGCGAGGCAGAGUCUGGGAGUUGUGUGGCCAGACUGGUGUGGGAAAGACCCACCUACUGUACACCUUGGCUCUAAAUUUUGUAUGGAAACACAAGCGGCAAGUGCUUUUCAUCGAUACCAAGCAAGACUUCUCCACCGAAAGGAUACAAGACAUGCUGCUGGAGCGUAAAGUUGAUCAGGAGACAAGUGUGAAGGCAAUGGAGCGCAUUCAGGUGGUCGAUGUCCCCACACCAGAGGAGCUGAUUGACGUGCUAAAAGCCCUCGAUCAGCAAAUGACCGACGACGUCCAGACUGCACUACAAACAAAAGUCGUUUUGGUCGACUCCCUGGCCGCCUGCUUUGUUGAUCAUCGCGGGAGCGAUAUGCGAAUGAUGAGGAACUCUCUGCUGACGGAGGUUGCGUGCAGAGUGAGGAAGUUAGCUGUGAGGGGCGUGGCUUUUGUCAUCGGCAACAUAUCGUUCUCUGGUCAGGAUGCAGAUUGUUCUGACGAUGACGACAUCGUCAUGGAGGAGGAUGGCAACAGUGAUAGUGAGCAGUCUACCCGGCAGCAGAUUGAACCAAUGCUAGGCGCCUAUUGGAGUUCAGUGUGUACGCUGAGAUUGUCACUGGAGCUACCAGAGAGUACAGACUGCGGCGACAGCUACGAUGGCAUUGGAGACAUAGACAGCCAGGACGACGGCCUCCGAAUGGUAAAUGUAUUGACGAACAGCUAUGGUCCCGUAGGAGACACUUGCUUGCUGCAGAUCACAGAUGCUGGGCUAGUUUAACGACGGGCGGAUGGAUGUUGCUGCUGGUACGACUUCAUAACCCGUUUUCCUGGCUCUAAGCCAUCGCCCAGGCCGGGACGCUUGCGAGUGUUGGAAUUUCCAGGAUCCUUAACCGUCUGCACGGUUUGGACUGGCGGCUCAAAACUAUUUUUAGGGGCUUCGGUCGAUUCGGUCAUCGCCAAAUCUGAGUCAUGAGCGUAUUGGCAGCUGGUUCCAAAACGACAUCGUCCUUUCCUAAAGUUCCAGCAAAUCUUGCGUCCAUUUUUCAGCUGCAAAUGGGUGUCGUUGUUGACCAUUUUAACAUGCCGCUCCAGGGACGCUGUCUUGUGCAGCUCUGCCUCUAGAAAUGGAUUGGAGAACACCUCGCCCGUCUUCUUCCCUCCUGCGUUGCCCAGCGCCUGGUUCGCGCUCGGCAGCUUUGGUGUCGUCUUUUCGGUUGUCGGCGGCCUGUGUACGAGGUUUUGGUUACUUAUUUUCAUCAUGAUGGGAUCAUCGAAUGUGCUUACCCAUGUAUCUCUUCGGUUUCGGAUUCUUUGCUGCUGCUAUCGUCGUCGGACUCUGAGGAAUCGCUAUAAUCUGCCACAAGCGACAUUGUUUACGUUUUUUGUUGACCAGAAUGAACACUGUUCGUUCGAAUGAACCUGAACCAUGGUAUAACUGAUAGGGUAGGGUAGCGAUUAGAGUACCCUUACUAUUAAAUAGGAAAAGGGUAUAUUAAUUUGAUACAAGUUAAGAAUGAUUUUAAAACGAGUGUAAAUAGGUAUUUUUCUUGGAGAGUAACAAAUCAAACAGUUUGGGCAUCUUUCAUUUUUAAUGAAUCUUUAAUGCUUCAUUCCAUAAUAUAUAUAAUCACUUUAUGCAUGCUCUAGUUAGGUUGGGUGUUUGUGUAUAUAUGUAUAUAAACUAGUCUCUAAUUAUUUA